Messenger RNA from Bombyx mori (domestic silkworm), 556 nucleotides. RefSeq names its product chorion class B protein L11-like. Bases 28 to 492 code for a protein of 154 amino acids. Gene Ontology annotation, cellular component: egg chorion. The transcript has 2 exons. Gene Ontology annotation, molecular function: structural constituent of egg chorion. The record is from RefSeq and is a predicted model, not a curated record. Lineage: Eukaryota; Metazoa; Arthropoda; Insecta; Lepidoptera; Bombycidae. Gene Ontology annotation, biological process: chorion-containing eggshell formation; multicellular organism development.
CAUUCUGAAGUCAUUCAGUGAAACAACAUGGCCGCUAAACUCAUCCUCUUCGUCUGCGCCACCGCCCUCGUGGCACAGGCUGCUCUGGGCGUUGGACCUUUCGGCGCUGGACUCGGUGGUUGUGGCUGCGGAGGUCGCGGCUACGGUGGUUACGGCUACGAUAUCGGCGCUGCUGCUGCUCUGGAAGCUUCUUGCGGAGGAGGUCUCCCCGUCGUCACCUCCUCUGCUGCUCCUACUGGUCUGGGUGUAGCUUCCGAGAACAGGUACGAGGGUACCGUCGGUGUCUGCGGCAACCUGCCGUUCCUUGGUACUGCUGAUGUUGCUGGCGAGUUCCCCACUUAUGGUUUCGGUGACAUCAACUACGGCUGCGGUGACGGCGCUGUGGGGAUCAUCGCCGAGGACCGCGCCGGGCUCGGCUACGGCGCUGGUUACGGUCUCGGCUACGGAGGCUACGCCGGACGCGGUUGCGGCUGCGGCUGCGGUGGCAUCUGAUGAAAUACUCCAACAUGACCCUGGGCUUUUGACUUCAAAUUGAAAUAAAAAGUUUUAAAUUGUA